CAACCACAUUACCCUUUCUUUUCUUCGUGGAAACAACAAUCCCUUGAGCUCAAAUUUGUACCUUCUUCGACGACUCAAAUUUAAUUUGCAAAAAACCCCAUUUGAACACCAACCCCUGACUACUCCAAUCCUCAAAUUGUUAGUUUACCCAGACUGCAACUCCCUAACAAAUGGCAGGUGAGUUUGCGUAGCUGGACAAGUGUACGGUCCAACCUACGAGAUAGAGCCUACAUAUAACACAAACACAGAGCCUAAAAAACACUCUACGAGUCUUUCUUAGACCUGGUCAUCCAUGUCCUCGACUCAGCUUGUCUUGUUUAUUUAAUCUUUGUCUUGGAAAAAAAAAAAAGAACAUAUUCCAUUGUUCCAUUACUUAUAACUUCAGUUAAAGUCCCACCGGACUCUCUCUCUCUCUUUUUUUUUUUCUUUUGUUUUUGUACAUGCGUGAAAGACCAGGUAAUAAUUGUAUCUUGCUGAACCAGCAACAUCCAUAAUAGCAAAUCAUCAACCCACUUACCUGAUUUCUGUUCACUUCACAGUGCAAAGCUUGUAAUUUCAUUUAUGAUGGCUGUUGACCUACACAACUGUGAGUUAUUGCUUCCGUCUCAGUUUUUCACUCCUCAAGAUCGCCUUGAUGGUCUUUCAGUGGACAACAGCAACUGCAGUAGCAGCAAAAACAACAAGAACAAGAACAAACCCAUCAACCAAAACGCGUCUUACUUAUUUGACUUAUCUGAUUCUGGUUCCGAGUUUAGUUCACUUAUUGGCUCUGAUCAGCUGAGUUUAAGCUCAACAGAGAGCAGUGGAGAGGAAGACAAUUACAUUGGUGAGUUGACUCGCCGGAUGGCUCAAUACAUGCUUCAAGAUGAAGAUGAACAUGAAAAGUCCUGGGGUUUGUCUGGUUCACCAAAAUCAACGCUGUGGUCACAGCUUGGCUCGAAUCUUGAUAGUCCUGUUGGACCAUCUAGGGGGCCAUCUCCUCCAUUAACACCUAUGAUUGGGAAUUUCGAAAAGAUGAAGAUAAAUGAAGAAACAGCCACAUAUAACCAAGGUGGGAGAUUUAUAAGUAAAUCAACCUCAACCCAAGAAUCCAGGAUUAACCCGAAUGAUGGAUUUCAAUCAAAGCAAGCCCUGAUUGAUGAUAAAAUAAGAGUUAUCCAGUUUUACAGGCUUAAACAAGAGCAAGCUAUGAAGCAAAUGGAACAAAAGCCGAGGAUUAAGCAUCAUCAAAGCAAAGGAAGAGUCUUUAGUGAGUUUAACAAUGGCCAAAAGGUUGCCCCUAACUCUUAUAAUCCCUGGUAUACGCUGCAGCAGCAACAACAACAAAGCAACCAACAAGCCGGUUCAAAUAUGAGGGCGGUUUUCCUUAAUGCAUCCGGUUCAAGGAAUGGUUCUUGUGGAACCGGUGUGUUCUUGCCUCGUGGAAUAGGAACUCCAUGCGAGUCACGCAAGAAACAAGGAUGUGCCACAGUUCUGAUUCCUGCAAGAGUGGUUCAGGCCCUGAAGCUCCACUUUGAGAAAACAGGUGUUCCAUCAAGGUUCAAUAGUGGUUUUCCUCUGGAACACGAUGCUUCUGUGACUGGAAGGAAUAGCAUGUAUUCACAGCAAAAGCGUCAGUCCAGGACGGUGCCGGCUAUGAACCAUCAAGAAAUGGGUCUACCUCAAGAAUGGACAUAUUAAAAAAAGAACCCUCUCUCCAGCACAUGGGGUUGUUUGUCACUUCUAAUUUUUCAAUUAAGCUAAAUGGAGGGAAAAAUGCAAGUUCAGGGCAGAAUAAAGAGGAAGAAAAAGGACAGAGUGUUCAAAUUGUAGGGAAUCUACAGAGAAUAUGACAAAUUAAUACUAAAAAGGUUAAGAAUAUGUAUUUUUCUUUCCUUUUUUUCCUCAAUUUUAGGGUUGAAGUUAGAUGGGCAAAUAAAAUAAAUGUGCUAUGAAAAGAUGGGUACAGUCUUUUGUACCUUCCUCUGGCUGGCUGGCUGGCUGGCUCAAGUCUUUGUAAGUUUGUUGAGGAUGUGUUUUGUAAAAUCCUUGUAAUAAAAUCAGCUAUUACUAAUAUGGACUUCCUUUGGUUUCCAUUGCCAUCAAUGUUUUUUUCCCUAUACAUAUCUAAAUCUUUUCAUGUCAUCAGAUUUUGACAAAUAAUGGAAAUUGAUUCGUUUUUCAUAGGUAAAAGUCUUUGAUUUUUCACAUCUUAACUGCACAAUAUUAAGUGGAAUAAUCAUGACAUGAAUUUCUAUUUUCUACCCUUUACUGCAACAAUACUGAACUUCUUUGUGUUAGUUCUGCAAGGGAUAUCAAUGAAAAUGAAUGGCUGAAGAUCAAGUGAUAAAAUUAAGAUUAGCCCCUUCUCCCUUUCAUAAAUGUUCUAUUCAAGUUUGUUGUGCACCUUAUUUUAUAGUUAUGAACAUUAACUUAAUAAAGCUCUAGGGCAGAGAGGGCUACAACAACAACUGCAACAGCCCAGAAACCAAAUUCGUGCCUUUCACUCAAAUACCAUAAAGGAGAAGACCCACUUGGUCCACUUUGGAACCGUACAUCAGAGACAAAUACGACCAGAAAACUAAUCCAUUUGGGUCCAUACCAUCUCUGUAAGCUUGAAAAUUGCUUUAAAGUUUCACCUGAUUUUCCAAGCUACUUCGAUGAAAAGACUGUCCUUUAGCCUUUUUAUGUUCUUGCCAAUGGUAAGACAGGGUAUUUUUCAGAUCUGCCAGCACCCGGAAGCUGCGUGCACCCUUUUGUCUGUUUCGCUGUGUUUUUCGUUUAUCUAACGCUCAUGGUCUACGCCCUUUAGACUACUCGUGCGGGAGAAGUUGGUUGAGGGACCUUCUUCUCUGAA
This is a messenger RNA of Durio zibethinus, 2836 nucleotides long. NCBI's taxonomy places the organism in Eukaryota, Viridiplantae, Streptophyta, Magnoliopsida, Malvales, Malvaceae. The record is from RefSeq and is a predicted model, not a curated record.